AAUAGACGUCAUACAAAAACCUCACAGUUAUACCCAGUAAAAAUGAAAUGAUGUAAAACACUUAGUUUCAAUGUUCUAAACUAUUGUGAACCUGUUUUUUAUCGAGUUGACUCUCGCGUACGGGUUUACUCCUGGAAUCCGCCAUCUUUGAAAGAAGCAUGUGGUUGAGCAAGUUUGAUGACUGUUACACGACGCAGACUCUCUCAGUGUUCCUUCCCAGUGUUCCGGUGGGGAAGGACUACAUGAAGCGUCUGCGUGGGAGCUUACACGUGUGCGAUGAGUAAUGCUCCAUUUAUGGUUUCUGAUCUGUCCAUUUUUAAUCUCUGACGUCAUCAUUGCUUCCACGGUUGCUGCGCAGCAAUUGCGCCUAUUUCGUAUUUGUUUACGAUUACUCUUUCCCCUGAAGUAAAUUCGUUGAAGAUAUAAACCUUUUCGGCACCAUUUGAAGUCUAGCAUACACGUAAGUCAUGGGUAAAACUACUGAGUAUCCGGUAAAAAGCCAUAUUUCAUUUGACGCCUUGGAGAAUCCGCCGUGGCAAACGCGUACGAAUGAAAGGCAACCGAAGACGGUUACAGAAAUGAUUACUCAGAUCAAAGAGUAUCACACGAGAUGGGAACAAGCCAGCGCGAAGAAUACAUACAACGAGGAGCUGGUCAAGAAAGUAGAGGAGCAGUUUCUCUUCAAUUUUAUUUACCAUGUUAACUUGGAGGAAGGACAUGGGCUAACCACUUCUGAGGAGACCGAGGCCUUUCUCAGAAAUUGUUCUUCUGGAAGGAACUCAAACAGCUUCUCGCUCGAAGAACAAGAAACUAUAAAUUUAAGGGUUGCCUACGAAAACUUGUUAGCUAAGAUUAACAACGAAGAACUAGCAAGCGAUUACGGACUUCUGGAAGUCAGUUUGCUAUUGAAGGACUUUGAUGACUUUUACAGUUUAUUCAAAACAUGUGCUUGGUUGCUGUUUGAACUUCUUGAUCUUCACCCAUUUUCUGACGGAAAUGGCAGACUUUGUCGAAUCCUUUGCAGCUAUUCACUGUCCAAAUUAAAUCCAUUUCCCACGCCAAUUUACAAUGUCUGGACAGACUCCUGUAAACAUGAUUACAUUGAAGCCUUAGUCGAAGCCAGAAGGUCACCUUGCAGGCAUCCUUGCGCCCUGACAACAAUGAUGAUAGAAUGCAGUUAUUAUGGGUGGGAGAGCUUUUUCAAAGUUUUGGAUGAAGAAGCAAAGAGCAGAACUUGUGUUAAGGAUGCCUCCUUAAUCCAAACCAUGGCUGAGGAAUGUUUGUUAUCUCCACCCACACAAAAGUUUGAGAGUGCUUACAAACAUUCACAUACUUUGCAGUAUAUACCUUGCUCCGUACAGUUUUGUGUAUGUUAGUUAUGUUUGUGACAGUUUCAGAGUUAGCGAAAAUCAAUAAUUAGUCAACUACUGUGCUAAUGAUAAAGGGAAGUAAAAUUCAGGCCUGGCCCCAGUUGUUCAAAGGCUGGAUAACGUUCUCCAUGGGAUAAAUUGCUAUCCAGUGGAUAAAUGUUAACAAAACAAACCAGAUUAUUUGCUGGAUAGUGAUUUACACAUAUUCAGUGGAUGGUGUUAUCCACUUUUCAAACAGCCGGGGAGUUAUGGAGGACUUCACCAAAAACUCUCCUUGGAAGCCAGUUUUAUGCUCCCUCAAGAGACCUUAAAGUGCUGUGAUUAAACAGUUUUGUUAGAUAUCAAGCACCAUUGGAUAAGUGAAAAUCUUAAUUACUCUAAAGAUCAGAAUCUUUCUUUUUCCCAUUCCGUUUUUUCAUUUGGUACUCAUUUGUUAGGUUAUGGAGGACUUUCACCAAAAACUCUCCCUGGAAACCAGUUUUAAACUUCCCCAAGGAGGUCUUUAAGUGCUGUGAUUGAGCGGUUUUGUUAGAGAUCAAUGGGGACUAUUAUUGGAUAAGUGAAAAUCUUAAUUUCUCCAAAGAUCAGAAUCUCUCUUUUCUUUUUGCAAAGUGAAACACAUCAUUACUUACAUUACUUACUGUCAAUAUGAGUUACUUACACCACUGGCAUUUCAAUACUCUACUUACAUAACAAUAGUCCAUGAUAUUUUUUGGAAGGAAACCAGCAUGUAAUUAAUGGAUAUCUCAGUCCAUUGAAUUAUUUCAUUGUAGCAUAGUAAGACCUAAGCUACAAGGUACCCCUAUCUCCAAAAAGAAAAAAUACGUCAAGAUUCUUACUGGCUGUUUCAGUUUAUAGCUUCCUUCUGUUCACUUUCAGUUUGAAAACCCUGAGAGCCUGGAACAUUUGACAAGCUGUAGUUGACUUACGUUGGCAUAAGCAUAACUGAGAAGAGCUACAAUUCUCAAUGCUGAUAAUCCUCAUUAUCAUAUGAUGAUUAAAAAGUAGCUUGCAAAACACCCAAUUUAAGACCAGCGUGCACAAACCAUACCCUCAUACCCAGAGGGUGAUUGAUGUCAUGUUUUGUGAGUUACAAGGAAAAGAUACCUAGCAGAAGGUUUUUUUUAAGAUCAGUUUUGAACAACAGAUAUGCUGUAAUGUGAGGAAUUGCAUUUUAAAUUUUUCAUACAAAUGUCUCUAAAUUUUUCUGCAAAUAAUGCAACUUGGUAGCUGUUUCCUUCAAAUUUGAUCAGGUAGCUAAAUUGAUCGAAGAGGUGCAGUAGCCUCAUGGUUAGUGCGCUCGACUCCAUAUCACGCAGUCUGUAUUCGAGCCCUGCCCGGAGGCAUUGUGUUGUAUUCUUGGGCAAGGCACUUUACCCUUGCAGUGCCUCUCUCCACCCAGGUGUAUAAAUGGGUA
Molecule: messenger RNA, 2787 nt
Organism: Orbicella faveolata
Lineage: Eukaryota; Metazoa; Cnidaria; Anthozoa; Scleractinia; Merulinidae
Source: RefSeq, a predicted model, not a curated record